AUGAACUCGCGCAGUCCCAAGAUCUUCUUGUCACCCUCCGUGAGAGUCUGCUCGGAUGUUGGUGGGAACAGAGGCGGAGGCAUUGUCGCCUCGGAGUUCAUAAAGGCGGGAAAGCUGCUGUGCAGACAGCAGAGACCGCUGGUCUGGUCCAGCCGCAUUGCACCCGAGUGCCCUGCAGCCCUUGCCCCUGAGGAAGAUCCGUCUGAACGCUCAUCAGGGGGGCCCCCUGGAGAAGCAGGCGCCUGUUCAGUAACUUCCUGCGAUUGGUGCCUCACUCCUUACGACCACAACCACAAAGUGUAUGCAGGGCACGAUGGACGGAGUGGGACCGCAGCGAAGCGUUGUGGCGCAUGCAAAGCGGUCUGCUACUGCAGCCUCGAAUGCCAACGCGCCGCCUGGCCCCUGCACAAGUUGGAGUGCAGGAUUUUCAGCCAUAUUCGGAAAGCCUCGGCAGGCAGAGGCCCCAGUCUGACUCAGCGGCUGCUGCUGCGACUCCUGCUCGAAGGCCAUUCAGCAGAAGAGUUUGCGGGCAGCCAUGGAGCAGCGGCGCAUCCCGAGAAACUAGCGGCAGAAGUGGACUCUUUAGAUUCAGUCGAACUUAAAAAGCAAUGCGCGUGCAGUGCGCCGCCAAACAGCAGCCCCUCUACUGCCCUCUCCUCGUAUUUGGAAUCGUGUGCAGCCUCUGCUGCCCUUCUUGAGCAGCUGCUGCCCCCCGAUCUUUCCGAGACUCUAAAAGGGCCUUUUGCAGGAGGAAGAUGUUUGCAGUCAGGGCCUGAUGGGGUUCCCGCGGCGCCAGAGAUUGCAGCACUGCUGCACCGCCUCUCAGCGAAUGUGCACUCCAUCACAAGGAGCGACAUCUCUGGGGGGUCGGCAGACCCCUCCGCGGGGUCCUGCCUGUGCUGCGACAGCGGGAGGGAAGUGGCAGUAGGACUGUAUGGGCAGCCUGUAUGCAAAUUCAAUCACUCCUGCCAGCCGAACGCGCUUGUGGUAUUUGGAGGCCGAGGGGGGCCCCUAGAGGUCUCUGUUAUAGCGUUGCGAUCUAUUGCGGCUGGCGAGGAGAUCUGCAUUUCGUACAUCUCUCCAGCCGACACCAGAGAAAGCAGGCGGCUGAAGUUGCAGCUCGCCUACGCCUUCCACUGCACGUGUGUUCUUUGCUGCUCCUGCGCCGUCAGCGGCAGCCAUACAAGCGCUAGCAGCAAAGGCGUGAGUGCCACAGACGGACUCCCGGCCCUUUCCUUUUCCCCAGCGGAGGCUUUUGAUUUGCAGCUUGAGGGAGUCUUUUGCUCGAGUGCUGCAUGCAUUGAACGGCGGCAGGCGGCAGAGGGGGAUGUUUUGCAGCACCUGGAGAGCUGCCGACAGCGGCUGCUCGGGGGAUCCCCUUUAAAGGAGACACCCUCGAGGGGCCCUCUGGCCUCCCCGCACGGAGUUGUACGAGGGGCCCUCAAGAAUGUCGAUGGCAAGGGCAUUGAGAGCUCAGAGGGCGUAUGGCGUCUUGAUGAGGCAAUGCGCAGCUCGCGCAUGCGCUUGCCGGUGCUCUGCGUGCCGCAGCCUUCGGGCCCGGCGUGGGAGACGAUACGGCUUUGCAUGAAUGACGAUUCAGAUUUGGCCCCUUCACUGUAUCCGGAAAAUCCUUUACUUGGCGGAAAGGCUCCCAGAAAGCGAAUCUCUAUCGCGGCGGCCUCUUCUUCCUCCUCCGACACGGUUUCCUUUCGUCUCCUUCCCCACGACCUAGGAGGUUCAGGGGGGAAAGGCGGUAAGUUCGGGAGCUCCCCACAGAUUCGCUGCUGUGUGUGCGGGGCAGCGUACAAGUCUGAAGAUCUAAGGGGCCUCCUGCGUCACACUGAAGCGUUGCGCAGCAGCGCACACCGGCUGGCGUGGCUCUGCAGCAAUGGGCGCAGCGAGGAGGUUCAAAAGGAAAGCAGAGCUGCACUGCUGCACUUUGCCACUGUUCGAAAAUAUCUCCACCCUGGAAAUCUGGUACUGCAGACUCUUACGGAGAGCCUAAGCCGCUCCUCUAGGGGCCUUGUAGACCUCUACAACGGCCUUGGUCUCGCAGUGACCCAGCGGCUGUCCGCCAACGCCGCUACACUUUUCGGGCAGAAAAGCCUUCAGCACGCAGAUAAUCUUCUUACGGAGGGUCGCAUGCUGCUCUUUCUCGCACAGGCAGAUACACAUGCGGAGGUGGAGCAGGCCUGGGGUUUGUGGUCUGCUGGCGAUAGCCCAGAGGCAGCACGCGCAGCGGCAGCGAUAGGACACAGUGGCAAUGUGAUAUACUCCGCGGAAUGGGAAGCGGAGACAAGGUCCAAGUUGGUGUGUCAGGCGCGAGAGUGCUUUCUACAAGCCUGCAGCGUCUUCUUUUCUUUGGAGGACUGCAACAUCGAGCGGGCGAAAGGAAGGCGAGCAGAGGAGGGUGUGGCGGACUGUGACCGCGAACUACAUGCACUGGGCAGGCCGGUGUAG
Molecule: messenger RNA, 2460 nt
Organism: Cyclospora cayetanensis
Lineage: Eukaryota; Apicomplexa; Conoidasida; Eucoccidiorida; Eimeriidae
Exons: 2
Coding region: 1-2460 (819 amino acids)
Cellular component (GO): nucleus
Molecular function (GO): protein binding
Source: RefSeq, a predicted model, not a curated record